Messenger RNA from Aspergillus versicolor CBS 583.65, 1664 nucleotides. RefSeq names its product cytochrome P450. The transcript is spliced from 6 exons. NCBI's taxonomy places the organism in Eukaryota, Fungi, Ascomycota, Eurotiomycetes, Eurotiales, Aspergillaceae. Gene Ontology annotation, molecular function: monooxygenase activity; heme binding; oxidoreductase activity, acting on paired donors, with incorporation or reduction of molecular oxygen. The coding region runs from base 65 to 1579 and encodes 504 amino acids. The record is from RefSeq and is a predicted model, not a curated record.
GAGGAUAAGAACUCCGUGUCCCAGCGACCUGGCUGUGGAUUGCAGCUGCCGCUCAACCGUCACGAUGGAGCUCCUGCGCCUUCUCUUAGAGCACCCAUAUGUCGUUGCUACAGUCGCCACGUUGUUCUAUAUAGCCCUGACUGCGAUAUACCGUCUUUACCUGUCCCCCAUAGCCCACUUCCCCGGGCCUCGCCUCGCCGCCUUGACCACGGCGUACGAGUUCUACUGGGAGGCCAUUCGCAAUGGACGCUACACCUUUCAUAUUGGCGACUUGCACAAAGAAUAUGGCCCUAUUGUCCGCAUCAGCCCGACCGAACUGCACGUCAACGACCCGGACUACUACGAAGUCAUCUACUCGCGCGACAGUCCUCGCAACAAGUACCCCUACUUCCAACGCGCCCUGAAUGCGCAAAGCGCCUUGCUAAAUACCGAAGAUCACUAUCACCACCGCCUGCUCCGCUCGCAGCUGAACCCAUUCUUCUCCAUCACGCGCAUCCGCCAGCUCGAACCGGCACUAAAGAAACUCGUCGAGAAGCUCUGCCGCAGACUAGAAGAGUUUAAGAACACUGGCUCUCCUGUUAGCAUCGAGCACGCACUUACGUGUUACGCGACCGAUGCCAUCACUGAUUACACCAUGGGCGAAGGGUACCACUACCUCGACGAGCCGGACUUCAUCCCCGCGUGGUGCCAUAUGAUCAGAGGCGCUGGAAAGACGAUGACAUACUUUCGCCCGAUCGGCUUCCUGGUGCCUCUGUUCGUUGCACUUCCUGACUCUGUUACUGCGUGGAUGAACCCUGGCAUGGAGCUGUUCUUCGCGUUUCAGCGCCGCUGCCAGCAAAUGAUCGCCGAUAUCUCAAAGGAAUUCUACGAAGGUGGACCACGGGAUGCCAAAGAGGGGCCUCAGAAUAUAUUCGAAAAUAUCCUCGCUAGCAAACUACCAGAAACAGCAAAGAACAAGACUAGACUGUGGCAGGAUAUGCAGAUUUUUGUGGCCGCUGGCGCGGAAACUACGGCCAAGGCGAUGUGCUAUAUAAUGUUCUAUUUACAUCACCACCCGGACAUAUUGCAGAAAUUGAAGGACGAACUGACUCCGUUGGGUGAUGAUCCGAGUCUUCUUCAGCUCGAGCAGCUUCCGUAUCUUACUAGCAUCAUGCUCGAGGGGAUCAGGUUAUCAUACGGUGUUACUGCGCGUCUCCCUCGCAUCGCCCCGUAUAACACUCUCAAGUACAAGGACUGGACCAUUCCGCCGGGGACUCCAAUAAGCAUGAGCUGCCUGUUAAUGCACCAUGACGAGUCCAUCUUCCCCGACUCUUACACCUUCAAGCCAGAGCGCUGGGAAGAUCCUGCCGAGCGAAAACGAUUGGAAAAGUACCUGGUAGCGUUUUCAAAAGGAUCGCGCCAGUGUAUUGGCAUGCAUCUUGCCCGCUCGGAAAUCCUCCUCGUUAUCUCGAGCUUGAUCCGUCGCUUCAGGUUUGAACUGUUUGAGACGACUAUGGAGGAUGUUCGGGUUGUUCACGAUAUCUUUAUUCCGUCUGCUCGGAUGGAUAGUAAGGGUGUACGUGUUCUGGUCAAGGAUUAGCCUGCUGUGGUAUAUCCCGGAAACUCGCUAUGACCAGCCAAGGGCUUCUAUAUAAAUAAUAUAAAAUUACUAUACUAUAUUGCAG